GGCGGAGAGCAGCGCGCGCCGCGGGAGCGAGCGUGGUGCCCGCCAGGCUGCGGAGACUGUCGCCGCGCCAAGGUUCCCAGCACAGUUACACAGAGGAUUCCCUACCAAGGCGAUGGAAGGGGGCCCGGCUGUCUGCUACCAGGACCCUCGAGCAGAGCUGGUAGAGCGGGUGGCGGCCAUCAACGUGGCCCACUUCAAAGAGGCAGGUGGAAGCCCAGAACCUACCAGGAACGGUGUAGAACCUCGGCCCCGGGCCAGAGCUGCCUCUGUGAUCCCUGGCGGUGCUUCGAGACCUUCCCCAGUGCGGCCCAGCCUCUCAGCAAGAAAGUUGUCUCUGCAGGAGCGGCCAGCAGGAAGCUGCCUGGAGGCCCAGGCUGGGCCUUAUGCAACAGGCCCUGCCAGCCACAUCCCCCCGCAGGCUUGGCGGAGGCCCACCAUUGAGUCCCACCACGUGGCCAUCUCAGACACAGAGGACUGUGUGCAGCUGAACCAGUACAAGCUGCAAAGUGAGAUUGGCAAGGGUGCCUAUGGUGUGGUGAGGCUGGCUUACAACGAAAGUGAAGACAGACACUAUGCAAUGAAAGUUCUUUCCAAAAAGAAGUUACUGAAGCAGUAUGGCUUUCCUCGUCGCCCUCCCCCAAGAGGUUCCCAGGUUGCCCAGGGAGGGCCAGCCAAGCAGCUAUUGCCCCUGGAGCGGGUAUACCAGGAGAUUGCUAUCCUGAAGAAGCUGGACCAUGUGAAUGUGGUCAAACUGAUUGAGGUACUGGAUGAUCCAGCUGAGGACAAUCUCUAUUUGGUGUUUGACCUCCUGAGAAAGGGGCCAGUCAUGGAAGUACCCUGCGAUAAGCCCUUCCCUGAGGAGCAAGCUCGCCUCUACCUGCGGGACAUCAUUUUGGGCCUCGAAUACUUGCACUGCCAGAAGAUCGUCCAUAGGGACAUCAAGCCAUCCAACCUGCUCCUGGGGGAUGAUGGACAUGUGAAGAUUGCCGACUUUGGUGUCAGCAACCAGUUUGAGGGGAACGACGCUCAGCUGUCCAGCACAGCGGGGACCCCAGCAUUCAUGGCCCCUGAGGCCAUUUCUGAUUCUGGCCAGAGCUUCAGUGGAAAGGCCUUGGAUGUGUGGGCCACCGGGGUCACACUGUACUGCUUUAUCUAUGGGAAGUGCCCAUUCAUCGACGAGUACAUACUGGCCCUGCACAGGAAGAUCAAGAAUGAGGCCGUGGUAUUCCCUGAGGAGCCAGAGGUCAGCGAGGAGCUCAAGGAUUUGAUCCUAAAGAUGUUAGACAAGAAUCCUGAAACAAGAAUCGGGGUGCCAGACAUCAAGUUGCAUCCCUGGGUGACCAAGCAUGGGGAGGAGCCCCUUCCCUCAGAAGAAGAGCACUGCAGUGUGGUGGAGGUGACCGAGGAAGAGGUGAAGAACUCAGUCAAGCUCAUCCCUAGCUGGACCACAGUGAUCCUGGUCAAGUCCAUGCUGAGAAAGCGUUCCUUUGGAAACCCAUUUGAGCCCCACGCACGCAGGGAAGAGCGGUCCAUGUCUGCUCCAGGAAACUUAGUGACGAAAGAAGGGUGUGGUGAAGUGGGCAAAAGCCUGGAGCUCCCUGGUGUCCAGGAAGAUGAGGCUGCAUCCUGAGCCCCUGCAUGUGCCCAGGGCCGCCGGAAGCAUGUUCAUCCUGUACCUCCAGAGGCCCACCGCCCUCAUGCGACAGCUGCCCCUGCAGGUAGGGGGCUGGGAAGAACUACAGCCCCUCCCUGGUCUCUUCCCCCAUCGUACUGCAUGACCUGCACGCAGGCACAUCCAGGGACAAGAUUGGAAUGAGUGUCAUCUGGGGCUGGAGGGGUAGGGCUCCCAAGAGACCUUUCUUCUGGUCCUGGCUCUUGCUGGCCUGACUUAUCCUGUGGGGAAGCCAGGAGUCUAUGGGACCUCAGAAACCUUACCUGCCUGGCUGGCAACGUCUAGGGAAGGAAGUAGGAGACCAAGAUGGCAGGUGGGAAGGCCUGGCUUACUACAUUCAGAAACUUCCACAGGACUGGGCAGACCUGGCUGAGCUGCCAUACCACACGGCACUCUCUGCAUUGGGUGUGGAGUUGCCUGAGCUCCUGUCUACUCAAAAUGCUGUCAUAAGGCUCUAAUCUCUGACUUAUGCCUGGGCCCCAGGGAGAGGGCCAGUAUUGAAGAAUUCAGAUUCCUUUUUUGUUAUCUUUUAUUUUUGUUUUUAAUGUGGGAGCUGGAAGGGAGAAGCUGUACUGGGGAACAUAAUAUGAACCUUCCUACAGCUGUGAGUAGUUCCCAGCACUCCUGCCAUUAUUUGGCAGCCACGUGGACUGGACUGACCUUCCUGGAUUGUGUUUUGUGCAUGACACCACCCAGAAAAUGGACUGAACGGAAUCAAGCUGGAGCCCAGGCCUGAACCAGGAGCAGCACACCUCCCCCCUGCUCACCUCAAUCCCUCACGCAUGGCUUUCUAGAACUGAGGCUACAGAAGAGAUAUCGGGGGUGACAUUGGCUAGGGCCAUGGACUCACAGCUGUGUCCUUGCAUAUAUUAAGUAACUGGAAUCUUCUGAUGCUACACUGGCUUACCUGCCACCUUCUUAGGAUAAAAGAUGAACUGUCCAGAUGGGAGGCCUUGAUAGACAAGGGGCCCUGCAUGAUGUAUACACUGGUAGGCAGGCAGCCUCUCUGCCAACGGCCUCACUCCCAGGACAGUGGACAGUCAGCCUGCUCACAGUGGGAGAGGGAUGUGUGUAUGGACACCCCCUUCCUAGCAGGCUUCAUCUUCUCUCUGGGAUAGGUGACUGGUUGGCCAGCCAGCAUGAUGUUUACUGACCAAAUGCUCUCAGAGGUCGAUCUUCAAAGGGAGAUACAACAAGACUCUGCUACUGCCUCUGAAAACAUUGGCCACACAGGGAUUUCGGCUGUCUUCAUGGGUUUCAUAUUGUUGGAGGGCUUGUUUGGAGAAGGAGAGGGAGACUGGGCUAGAGAGGGGCCCAACACUACAUCCUGUUGUGUCUCUGUGCCUAUGGGUGUAUAUCGCGCCUCCACACAGCACACUCGCAUGUCUUGCACCAGUACCUGCAUCAGUAAUACAGUUUCCAUGUCUAUUUAAGGCUAGGAGCAGAAUGUGGCCCAAUGUUAGUGGCCCUCCUUUUCUCCCCAGUUCCUCUGCACUAAGGCAGCCAGUGUGAC
This is a messenger RNA of Castor canadensis (American beaver), 3185 nucleotides long. RefSeq names its product calcium/calmodulin dependent protein kinase kinase 1 (gene Camkk1). Gene Ontology annotation, biological process: CAMKK-AMPK signaling cascade; protein phosphorylation. Gene Ontology annotation, molecular function: ATP binding; protein serine/threonine kinase activity. The record is from RefSeq and is a predicted model, not a curated record. NCBI's taxonomy places the organism in Eukaryota, Metazoa, Chordata, Mammalia, Rodentia, Castoridae.